Messenger RNA from Scaptodrosophila lebanonensis, 1367 nucleotides. Its product is annotated as translation initiation factor IF-2-like. The record is from RefSeq and is a predicted model, not a curated record. The transcript has 3 exons. NCBI's taxonomy places the organism in Eukaryota, Metazoa, Arthropoda, Insecta, Diptera, Drosophilidae. The coding region runs from base 30 to 1367 and encodes 445 amino acids.
GCUCAAGCCAGAUCUCAUUGUGAUCCGCGAUGCGGCUUGUGCUAGUGCUGUUUAUAUUUAGCAGCAUAGUGUUGGUGCAGGCCCAUCUGCAACGCGCAAAAUUUACGAAUACGCAAAGAAACAGCGAUGGAGCGUGCGAACCUAAGACGGACGAGAAGGACCUGUUAGAAGUGGCCAUUUUGGGUGCCUCAAAGAUUCUCAUCGAUCAUGUGCAAAAACAUAACAAGGGCCAUGUCCUCGAUCCACAACUCUUGCGCGAUAUUAGUGAGCAAGUCAUGGUAGAGUUAAUGGGGGGGGCAUCAAUUCAGGAAAUGGUUGAUAAAGUAAAGAUAUGGUGCUUGGUAAACAGACCUCCUUGUGAUGAUUGUGAACAACCACCCGGAGAUGGAGGCGGAGGUCGACCACCUGGAGGACGACCACCUGGAGGACGACCACCUGGAGGUCGACCACCUGGAGGACAACCACCCGGAGGGGGGAAUGGAAGCGAUGAAGAAUGUCCACCAUGUCCACCAUGCCCAACACCUGGAGGUCACCCACCUGGAGGUCGACCACCUGGAGAUCGGCCACCUGGAGGCCACCCACCUGGAAAUCACCCAACAUGUCCGCCAUGUCCACCUUGCCCUCCACCUGGAGGUCGACCACCCGGAGGUCGACCACCCGGAGGUCGACCACCCGGAGGUCGACCACCCGGAGGUGGAGGUGGAGGUCGACCACCCGGUGGCGGAGGUGAAAGUGGAGAAGGGAGCGAUGAAGGAGGAGGCGGAGGUGGAGGUGGAGGCGGAGGUCGACCCCCUGGAGGCAGACCACCUGGAGGCCGACCACCUGGAGGUCGACCACCCGGAGGUGGAGGUGGAGGACGACCACCCGGAGGUGGAGGUGGAGGUCGACCACCCGGUGGCGGAGGUGAAAGUGGAGAAUGGAGCGAUGAAGGAGGAGGCGGAGGUGGAGGCGGAGGUCGACCCCCUGGAGGCAGACCACCUGGAGGCCGACCACCUGGAGGUCGACCACCCGGAGGUGGAGGUGGAGGUCGACCACCCGGAGGUGGAGGUGGAGGUCGACCACCCGGAGGUGGAGGUGGAGGUCGACCACCCGGUGGCGGAGGUGAAAGCGAAGGAUGGAGCGAUGAAGAAGGAGGUGGAGGUCGACCACCCGGAGGUGGAGGUCGACCACCUGGAGGUGGAGGUGGUGGUCGACCACCCGGUGGUGGAGGUGGAGGUCGACCACCCGGAGGUGGAGGUGGUGGUCGACCACCCGGUGGUGGAGGUGGAGGUCGACCACCCGGUGGCGGAGGUGGCGGAGGUGGAAGUGAGGAAUGGAGCGAUGAAGCUGGGUUCAACUUUCACAUCUAUGGGGAUGGGGAGAUUUGA